GCCUCUUGUUCUUCUCUUUGUUAUGUCUUGUGGUGCUGGAAAUUGCGCAAACUCUUUAGAGGUUUAUGAUGAGAUUGUGCCUCCAAGGUGUUUGUAGUAUUGCCUGAGUGAUGGGAAACGGUACUUCCCGUGUUGUCGGUUGUUUCGUGCCGUCCAAUGAGAAAAACGGUGUUGAUUUGGAGUUUCUAGAACCUUUAGAUGAAGGUUUAGGCCAUUCCUUUUGCUACGUUAGGCCAAGCAUCUUUGAGUCUCCGGAUAUUACUCCGUCUAACUCUGAGAGGUUCACGAUUGAUUCAAGCACCCUUGAUUCUGAGACACUCAGUGGUUCUUUUCGAAACGAGGUCGUUGAUGAUCCUUCUUUCUUGAAUAGACACAACAGUAAAGGUUUGGCUGAAACUACGUUUAAGGCAAUCUCAGGUGCUUCCGUUAGUGCCAAUGUUUCCACGGCUAGGACUGGGAAUCAAAUGGCAUUGUGUUCAAGUGAUGUUUUGGAGCCUGCUGCUUCAUUUGAGAGCACAUCUUCGUUUGCUUCAAUUCCUUUGCAGCCGCUCCCUCGUGGUGGUUCCGGACCCUUAAACGGAUUCAUGUCCGGGCCUCUAGAGAGAGGUUUUGCAUCUGGUCCUUUGGAUAGAAACAACGGUUUCAUGUCAGGGCCUAUUGAAAAAGGAGUAAUGUCUGGACCCCUUGAUGUAUCUGAUAAAUCUAAUUUCUCGGCGCCUCUUUAUUUUAGACGUAAAAAGCCUCGGUUUCAACGGUUUAUGAGGAGUGUGAGCGGACCAAUGAAAAGUACACUAGCAAGGACAUUUUCCAGACGGUCUGGAGGAUUAAGUUGGAUGCAUCGCUUCUUCUUGCAUCCAGAGACUAGGGUUUCCUGGCCUGUUGGAAAGGACGGUAAGUUUCAUGGUGAAGACCCAGAAAGUUGUUUAGAGAGCAACCGUAACUUGCAAUGGGCUCAUGGGAAAGCUGGAGAAGACAGGGUUCAUGUUGUGCUUUCGGAGGAACAAGGAUGGCUCUUUAUCGGGAUAUAUGAUGGGUUUAGUGGACCGGAUGCUCCAGAUUUCGUAAUGAGUCAUCUUUAUAAAGCUAUCGACAAGGAAUUGGAAGGUCUUCUUUGGGAUUAUGAAGAGCCUUCUGUAGAUAAUCAAUUGCAGCCAGACCAGGAACCUCCUACAGAAGAGAACUUGUGUGAUCCAGAAUCUAUCAAUGAGAAACAUUCAAAGCCAGUAGUGGCAGGAAGCCAGGAGGUUAUGACUGAUAAUAUCAGUAGCCUUGGAAAUGCCGAUUCUCAGAUUGCUGAUGGUCCACCUGGAAAUUUAGCAGGUCCUGGCAAGAAAAGCACGAGACUUUACGAGCUACUUCAAUUGGAACGGUGGGAAGGAGAAGAAAUCGGGCUUCAAGAUUCUCAUGGAGGGAGUGUGGCUCUAAACGAUAUGACCAAUCAGGUUGAAAAUCCAUCUACUUCAGGUGGAGGAGCUGGAAAUGAUCCGUGUACCACCGACCGUAGUGUUCUUGAUGGUAUUCCGACCUUGGGACAAAGCCAUGGGACUAAAAAAUCACAGAUAAGCUCUAAGAUAAGAAGAAUGUAUCAAAAGCAGAAGUCUUUGCGGAAAAAGCUGUUUCCUUGGAGUUAUGAUUGGCACAGGGAAGAAGGGACUUGCGUUGAAGAGAAGAUAGUGGAGUCACCGGGACCGAUUAGGAGACGCUGGUCAGGAACUGUAGACCAUGAUGCUGUUCUAAGAGCAAUGGCUAGAGCACUAGAAAGUACCGAAGAGGCUUACAUGGAAAUGGUAGAGAAGUCUCUUGACAUAAACCCAGAGCUUGCACUAAUGGGUUCAUGUGUUCUUGUAAUGCUAAUGAAAGAUCAAGAUGUUUACGUGAUGAACGUUGGGGAUAGUCGGGCUAUCUUAGCCCAAGAAAGGCUCCAUGAUCGUCACUCUAAUCCCGGUUUUGGGAAUGAUGAGGGUAUCGGGCAUAAGAGUAGGUCUCGAGAAUCACUUGUGCGUAUGGAACUGGAUAGAAUAUCAGAGGAAUCUCCAAUACACAAUCAAACAACUCCGAUCAGUGUCUCAAACAAAAACAGAGAUGUGACCUCAUACCGGUUAAAGAUGAGAGCAGUUCAACUCUCAAGUGACCAUAGCACAAGUGUGGAAGAGGAAAUUUCGCGGAUUAGAUCUGAACAUCCGGAAGAUGACCAGUCCAUACUCAAAGAUAGAGUCAAAGGCCAACUAAAAGUCACUCGAGCUUUUGGUGCCGGAUUUCUCAAAAAGCCGAAUUUCAAUGAAGCUUUGCUAGAGAUGUUCCAAGUAGAGUACAUUGGAACAGAUCCAUACAUCACCUGUGAACCGUGUACCGUCCAUCACAGACUCACUUCAAGCGAUCGUUUCAUGGUUUUAUCCUCGGAUGGAUUGUAUGAAUACUUCAGCAACGAAGAGGUUGUUGCUCACGUGACUUGGUUCAUCGAAAACGUUCCUGAAGGGGAUCCUGCUCAAUACCUCAUUGCAGAGCUUCUCUCUCGUGCAGCCACCAAAAACGGGAUGGAGUUUCAUGAUCUGUUGGAUAUUCCGCAAGGAGAUCGAAGGAAGUACCAUGAUGAUGUCUCUGUCAUGGUUGUAUCCAUUAUGUUAUCUCUUCGUAACCUCACUACUAGCUUCGUCGCUCUUCCAUCUCGAUCUAAGCCGUUAUCGCCGUCUUUGCGUCGUCGUUUAGUUCGUUGUCGACUUACGGAGGCGGCAACUUUUGCACCUCUUGGUGUGGUCUCCGGAGAAUCGGAACGAGCGAUUGGUAGCUUAACUGAGCUGAAAAACGGCGGUGGCUGGAAGGUGGAAGAUGAGCUUCCCCCGGCGGAAGAUGGACGUGAAGGAGGAGUGGAAGAUGACGAUUCGGAGGAGGAGGAGGGGAUUUCGAGUAUUCAUGUUCCUCGUGAGAAAUACAUCAAUGUCUCCAAGUCUGAUCUCGUUAAUGGUAUUGUAACGAAGCUCCUCGAUUCUCAAGACGGAGACACUGAUAUCUUCCUCCUACUUUCCUCGUGCUUAGACUCUAUCCUUCACGCGGAGCACAAGAGGAUUUUAGAGCAAAUGAGAGCCGAUUUCGUCGCUACUCAGUCCCUGGAGGAGGUAAAGACUGGUGGUGAUUCAUCGGGUGACGAAGAAAGUUCUACUUCAGGUGGAGAAACUGACUCAGAGGAGGAACUUAACUCGAAUGUCAAAAACUCUGAACCUAGGAGUGUUAAUGGAUACGAUGGUUUAUCAUUCCCUUUGGCUGAUGGUUUCGACAUUUGGACCUUUUUAAUAUCCUCUGGCAAAAAUGCAAAGAAACGUUCUGCUGAAAGUGUAAUGGCUGCAACCCGGUUCCAGCGUUCUUUCAUUCAGCUCCUAGACAAUGCCGGUUUUGAAGAGCUUUCAGCUAGGGAUUUGGCAUUGACGUCGGCUCUGAACACGGAUUACCUUCUUACUUUGCCUGUAUACGUUGAUUGGAAGAAGGCAUCAGAGUCUAAUGCUAUUGUUUUCAGGCGUGGAUUUGCAACUGAGAAGGAGAAGGGUUUGUUACUUGUGGAGAAGCUAGACUAUAUCCAGUCUAAAGUUCUACAAGGAAUCUUCUCUACUAUUGCAAAACCCUUGAGAAAAGUUGGAAAAUUGAUAAACAAGGCGUUAAGUGAGGCUUCUCAAACUCAAGAAAUUCAAGAUUUAUCAGAGAGAAUGAAAGUUUGGCUCAAGGACCUAUCCCUUUUUAAGGAAUCAUAUCUUGACCAAACUUCUGACAAUUUCUUGAGAGAGGGGUUCCUUCCAGAUUCAGUCCUCCCCAUGCGGUUAGCAGCACAAAGGGCGGUCAGUCGGUAUGAGGGGCUUCUGACACCUGUUGGUCCUCGCGCAAAGCUCUUCAAAAAGUUGCUUGGUUGGAUUGGUUUCAUUUCUCCUGAUUAUGAAACACCAUCUGAGCUAGCUAAUGACAGUAAUGCAUCUGAACCUUAUUUAAGGCCGAUUUUCUUAUCAAGGAUGACACUGGCUGAUAUAUGGAAACCUGCUUCAAAGAAAGCUUGUGGAAAUGAUGUCUGGAAAAGAAUAAAAACUUCGAUUUCCAUUCUUUUAUCACCUUCAACUCUGCAGGAGCCUGCAUUUGAAGAACUAAUUUUGCUUUACACGAAGGAUGCAAGUGAAAAAGAUGAUAAGAAUAAAGAUGAAACACGAUCAUCAUUACAAUUGGAGAUAUUUGAAAGAAUUCCAAUUCCAGAUUUACCUGUAAUUUUCCCUCACAAGAAGCUUUACUUUCGCGUCAUAGAUACAGUACGUUUGGAUAUUGCUAGUAUUUUGGGACUUACGGCAUACUUUGUAAACUACAAGUUUGAGAACAUCUCAUCAUCCCCAUCAGCAUUCUUUCUUGACGUGAUCGCCGUCACAGCUCUGUUAAUAUAUGCAACACGCGUGGUUUUGGGUUACAAGCAGACAUGGGAUAGAUAUCAAUUGUUAGUAAACAAGACACUUUAUGAGAAAACCUUAGCCAGUGGCUUUGGUUCUGUCCAUUUCCUUUUGGAUGCCUCGGAGCAGCAACAGUACAAGGAGGCAAUAUUGACAUAUGCAAUUAUUCUUCAAGCGGGAAAAAAUCAGAAUAUGUCUUAUCAAGGAGUUCGAGAUAGAUGCGAGAGAUUCAUGUAUGACACUUUCAAAAUAAAGGUUGAGAUGCGAGUAGAAAAAGCUAUAAGCACGUUGGUGAGGCUUGGUCUAGUAACAGAGACACUGGUCGAUAGCAACACCAAGCUACAGGCUGUUCCUUGUCCUCAGGCUUAUAUGUCGCUUAAAGAACUAUGGAGCAGUCUGCUUGGUUGAAUACAGUCCGUGUUUGAAAGAAGCAACCUAGUAACAUUUUUGCUAUAUUGUACAAGAUCUUCAGUAAAACCCGAAUAGAUUGUACAUAAACAGAAUCUAACAUA
Arabidopsis arenosa is the source of this 4924-nucleotide messenger RNA. The record is from the annotation of a GenBank genome assembly. Lineage: Eukaryota; Viridiplantae; Streptophyta; Magnoliopsida; Brassicales; Brassicaceae.